Epithele typhae is the source of this 459-nucleotide messenger RNA. RefSeq lists its product as uncharacterized. NCBI's taxonomy places the organism in Eukaryota, Fungi, Basidiomycota, Agaricomycetes, Polyporales, Epitheliaceae. Bases 1 to 459 code for a protein of 152 amino acids. The transcript has a single exon. The record is from RefSeq and is a predicted model, not a curated record.
AUGGAACAAGCGUUUCGUUCCUAUCCUUACCAGCUCUUCACAUGUGUUGCGCCUGGCCUCCAAACCCUCACGGUUCUCCAGCACAACGAAAUACUCCUCCCUUUCGUCCGCGCUCCUACUUUCGCCAAUCUCCGCGAAGUUACCAUCCAUCUCGACGACGGCUUAUUCCUCCGCGACAAAUCCGACUCCAAUGCCGGUUGGCCCGAGCCAAGCGAUCCGAACAACUGGGGUGUCGGCUCACCGCCAGCCGCGGAUGAUCUCGCCGCGGACCCACCCUUUCCAGCGUUGACACGACUCCGUCUCGUAAACCCCGGGACCCCAAUGGGUGUCCGACUGUCGCUAUGGCCGCGCGUCGCCCCUCAUGUGCAAACCCUCGAGAUCAUCGCCGAAAAACAGGUCCCAUCUCAGUUGAUGGAUCAUGCUCCGGGUCCCGAAGACUUCCGCGAACUGAGACCAUGA